UGCUCACCGGAAGUAAUAACUCAACUGUCCAAACCAAAAUGUCUGCCCCCGGUGAAGACGACGCGUUUGCCGAGGAUCAAGCCGCGAUGGAGGAGAUGGGAGAUGCUGUUAGCGACGAUGAUGAGGGGGUCGAGAUGGAGGACGGGGAUGCGGAGGAAGGGGCCGAGGAUAAGAAGGUUUACGUGCCCGGAAUGGAGCCGCUUGCGCCGGGGGAAGAGCUGGAGAUGGACCGCUCAGCUUACCGCAUGUACCACGAGUGUCAAACGGGGGCUCCAUGUCUGAGUUUUGAUGUGCUUCGAGAUAACGAUGGAGAUGGGAGAGAGCAGUAUCCUCUGUCUAUGCUUCUCUGCGCAGGGACACAAGCAGAUUCAGCCAUUGCCAACAGGUUGCUGGUCAUGAGAAUGCACAAUCUUCACGGCACAGAAAAAGACUCGGGUGAAGAGGAAAGUAGUGAUGAAGACAGUGAUGAAGAUGAGGAAGAAGAGCAGAAGAAGCCACAUAUGGAGCUGGCCAUGUUACCGCACUAUGGUGGCAUCAACAGAAUCAGGGUGACUCGUUGUGGAGAUGUUUCAUUGGCCGCUUGUUGGUCAGAAAAGGGACAGGUGGGAAUAUUUGACCUUCAAUCCCAGCUGGAGGCUGUGCAUAAUUCUGCAGCAAUGACAACGUUUUUGAAGCAGCAGAAAGAGGCCAAAGCUCUGUUCAGUUUUUCUGGACACAUGACUGAAGGCUUUGCUAUUGACUGGUCUCCAACAGUGCCUGGGCGCCUUGUGAGUGGAGACUGCAAAAAGAACAUCCACGUUUGGGAGCCACAGGAAGGAGGCGGGUCCUGGAAGAUCGACCAGCGUCCGUUCAGCUCACACAGCAAGUCCGUGGAGGAUCUGCAGUGGUCCCCCACAGAAGCCACGGUUUUCGCGUCUUGUUCUGUGGACCAGUCGAUUCGUGUCUGGGAUAUUCGUGCUCCUCCAAACUCGAUGCUCUCGGCCAAUGAAGCGCACUCGUCAGACAUUAAUGUAAUCAGCUGGAACAGGAGUGAACCCUUUCUCUUGUCUGGAGGAGACGAUGGGCUCCUCAAAGUCUGGGACCUGCGACAAUUUAAGACUGGACGUCCUGUGGCCAACUUUAAACAGCACAGCGCCCCCAUCACUUCAGUAGAGUGGAGCCCUAUAGACUCCAGUGUUUUCGCCGCCGCCGGAGCUGAUGACGUCGUCAGCCAAUGGGAUCUGUCCGUGGAGUCAUGUGACGUAGGAGCCCAAGUGGACGGGGUGAAGGGCCUCCCGCCUCAGCUCCUAUUCCUGCACCAGGGUCAGAAAGAGAUUAAGGAAGUCCACUGGCACCCACAACUACCAGGUGUUCUGAUUUCCACAGCGCUGUCGGGCUUCAACGUGUUCCGGACAAUAUCUGUGUAGAGAAGAGCGCUUGAGUAUAUAACCACUGUACUCAUGAACGGACAAAACUGAAUGUAUCAAUAUUUUUUGGUUCAUUCUCUUGGCAAUAAGCAAUCAACAUCUUUCCAAUAUAUUAAAUUGUCAUAUUAUUUGAAUUUCCCUAUUUGUGUGUGACAACAACAAUGGUAACAUGGACUCAACAUGUUCAAGACAGUUUAAGUAUACAAACUGAGAAGUAUUAACUACAAUAGUAUUUUUGAAUUAUGCCAAGAAUGGCUGUAUCCUCAAAUCCUACAGAAAUGUCAAUGUAUGUCUGCAUUGUUCAUGUUUUCUUCUAGUGCUCUUAGAAGGAAGCAAAAAGGUGUUUAAACAUCACCUUGUAUGAUUGCUUUAUAAGUCAUCUACUUAAACAGGUUUGUAAUUGUUUUCUGAGAUCGGUGACUCAUACACUUAGUAUUGAAAAUUUACAUAACUAAAGAUGUGGCUAUUUAAUCUUGUAGAGUAGACAUCAAAAUGCUACUAAGACAUGCUGAUGACAUUUCUUCUGUUCUUCAACAAGGUUUGUGUUGCCAUUUCAGUUUAAAGGGCCCAUAUUAUGCUGUUUUCUGAUCUUAUAAUUUUUCUUCAUCACAAAACGCACCUGGAGGUUUGUUUUGUUUUAAUCACAAAUCCUGUAUAUUUAGGCUGUGCUCUUCUCUCAAACUGUUCCACCUUGUGAUGUUAGGCUCCAUUGUAUUUUUAAACUCCAUACACCUUCACAAUAAUCAUUUAUCAUUUCACACCUAGAAUUUUCCAUUUCUACUGAAGAAAAGGUGAAAGAUAGCUGUUAAAAUCCAUCUUGUGUGUGAAAGAAACAAAACACAACUUCAGGUAUGUUUUUGAGCAGGUGACGACAUUCUAACAAGGUUUAAAGUUCUCAAGAGUCAAUUUUGCAUAAUAUAGGACCUUUUAUGGAGUUUUAUACCCAUAAUAUGCCCUGCACAGGUAACAUAAUGCAAAAAAAUAAACCCUACUUUGUAAAUCCACAUUUUGUUUAAUUGAAGUCAUUUUAAUAACUUGUCAAAAUGCAUGUUAACAGUUUAUCUGUCAGGGGAUGGCUGCUGUGUGGAGUUGAAAGGAUUAGGCCUGUAAGGGAAAUUUUCACUCACAACACAAAGAUUUUACACGUAUAAUAAAGAUUUAUUUCCAAAACAAGACAAAAUGAACAGCAUGUCUAUAUCCAAAUAAAAUGUUAUUCAUUUAACAUUGCCAGAUAAAUACAGUUUCAACAUCUGUUUGCAAAAUAUGAAACAUUGAUAAAGACAGAAAUCAUUCUUGUUUCUAUCAAUAGAUGCUCUUAGGUUUGCUUUAUAGCUCUGAAGAAGAACCAGGUAAUUGACACUAGUAAAACUUUGGGUGCGUUCACACUUGUGCUGCUUUGGGCUCAGUUUGAGUCUUAAUGUGGAUUUUGUUUGGUCCUGGUUUAGUCCAGGUUUAGUGUCUUUCUUGUUUUGAUUGUGCAAGUAUGAACGCACCCU
This is a messenger RNA of Periophthalmus magnuspinnatus, 2902 nucleotides long. It is a transcript of the gene grwd1, whose product is annotated as glutamate-rich WD repeat containing 1. Gene Ontology annotation, molecular function: protein binding. The transcript is spliced from 7 exons. Bases 39 to 1406 code for a protein of 455 amino acids. The record is from RefSeq and is a predicted model, not a curated record. Lineage: Eukaryota; Metazoa; Chordata; Actinopteri; Gobiiformes; Gobiidae.